Rubroshorea leprosula is the source of this 1939-nucleotide messenger RNA. NCBI's taxonomy places the organism in Eukaryota, Viridiplantae, Streptophyta, Magnoliopsida, Malvales, Dipterocarpaceae. The record is from the annotation of a GenBank genome assembly.
GAAAAGUCAAACUCACCAUUUAAUCUCUUUCUUCUUCCUCGGGAUGUCAUCAAUUUCUUCAUCUUUAUCCUCCCACCCAGAUCUACUCCCAUGGACGGUGACAAGAAGGAUCAGCUUCCUUCCAUUGAAUCUACUUCUACAACGGCUAAAAUGAAAGCUAUUCAACCUAAGAAACUUCCCCCUUGCAGAUCUGAUCAAGUGUUUGUCCCUUACAUGAAAUCCCAUAUUUUGGGUCCAUAUUUCGUUUCUCCUCCACCUAUUCCUUUUAAACUUGUAUACCCACAACUAAAAGACCAUCCUUUUCCUUUCCAAGUGAAGCCCAAUUGGAGCAAGUGGGUUGGCCAAGUCGGACCUUGGCCAACUUGGAGAAAAUCUAAGUCGAUCUUGAGUUCUGCUUUACUUUUUUGGACUGUUUCUUUCAAUUGCUUCCACUUCCCAUGUGGCAUCAUGUUCGUGAGUCUCUUCAACAUCAGCUCGUUGACCGGACUACCUUGCACGGCAGAAGAAAUUUCUGCACUUUUGACCAUGCCACUAGGUAUUGAAUACGACCACAAAGAUCUGAAGCCUUCAUUUCCAGCCUUUAUGAGAUCUGCUUGUAACCGAAGCCCCACUAAAGAAUUUAUUCCGUUGGUUGUCGCUCUAGUUCACGGUAGACAUUUAGCUUUAGCUUUAUUCCUAUUUUUCAACACUUGCUCUGUCCUAUCUAUUAUACCAAGUCAAGCUCUUCUUACCUACAGCUUAAUGUCCAAAGAUGCUACAGAGAAUAAGAAGAGUUUUGAGGAAUGCUUCAAAUUUUUUGCUUCUCUUCCUAUUGAUAGACUUGAUGCAGAUUUCACUAUGCUUUUAACACCUCUACCACUCACUAAAAAACUUGAGGAAAAAGAUGUUAUAGAGGAAGGAGGUGACCUGGAAUCUGCAAGAGAUCCUAUUGAAGAAAAAUCUGACGAAAGUGGUGAAGAUGAUUCUGGCUUCUGUCACUCAAAAUUUGGCGAUCAAUCUUCACCAGCCACAAAAAGUUUUAUUGUAGAUAUUACUGAGAUUGAUGAUGAUUUGGAAAAUGAGCUUCUUGCAAAACUGGACAUGUUGGCAAACCUCCCUGUCAAGUUAGAAUCUACUCUGGACAACAAAAGGAAGAUUGUCGCAGAGGAGACAAACUCAGAUGUCAACCUUCCUUCCCAAGAACAAAUUAGGUUUGCCAUUCUCACCUUGCAAGAGCUUAUUGACGGUGACCCUUCCGAUUUUUGUAGAGUGCCAGAUCAACAAGUCGCCUUCCAAGCAGCUCAAGUGAUGAUAGUAGAAUAUGCUAGGAAAUUUGUAGCAUAUAGUACUACUGCCGUAUUUAAAAAGAAGGAUGAGUUUUUGGCAGUUAAGGAUGCUCAUACUGCACAAAUUAAACAUCUUCAAGGUCUUAGGGAGGAGAUAUCUAACCUCGAAGCCAAGCUCGUAGAACUAAGGAAACAGAUUCCCCUUGUUGAGCAAGCAGAGAAGAGCUUGGCAGAACAGCGAAACAAGCUUUGUGCAAAUAUGGAGGUGGGCUUGAAACCUAUUUCUGAGAUCAAGGCUCAGCUUCCUUCUUUCACGGCCUCUGCAGAUGAAGCCGCUGAAGAACUCAAAAAAAUGAGGGAAGAAUGGAGUAAUUGGCAGAGCAACUUUUGUUAACUCCUCCCUAUAUGCUUAUUUUGUUCUAAACUAUAUUUGCAUGUCAUGAUCCUUGAACUUAAUGUUUAUGGCCAAAUGGUCAUGGGAAUUGUGACUUUGAUGUUGAUAUUGGUCUUUGUUCAUACCUGUGAAAACUUGCUUGCAUAUGUUGUUCAUAUUCUGUAACAGGUUGAAAUCUUGCUGCUCUAAUUGCUCACAGUUAGAUUUGGCCUACUUACAUAUUCGGUUCAGUACUUUUAUUGAAUUACAGAAUGCUUAACAAUAAAAGAAAAUAUUGUAC